UUAGCAAAAUUAAAAAUGGAAGCAGAUAGUUGGCAGAACCUCCCCUUGCGUACAGUACUGUAUGAAUGGCUUGCUAAAAAUAUUAAUUUAGAGGCACCAUCACGGUGUGCAACUAUUAUCGGUUAUAUUGGUAUUGCUUUAAUCGUCUGGUACUUAAUUCUCUGGGUGGCACGUGUGAUUUUGUCUAUUGUUUGGCCAUUAGUGCUGGUUGCUACAGCAGUGGUCUUGUUGCGUAUGAUUCGUGAUGGAGAAUCAGAAAAUCUUAAGGAAGCAAUACUACAUUAUAUAGAGUUAAUUGCACGUUUUGUGAACGCUAGGCAAUUUAUAAGUUUUCUAUAUGACUUACUCCGAGCGCUGUUUGAAUGACGAAACCAUUGUAAUAAUAAAAAUUUCAAAUGUAUAAAAAUCAAAAUCAUUAUAGCCAUGGAAAAAACUGUAACCUGAAUAUCCAAUUUUGUUCGAAUAAUAAAAAACAAAAUUAAUAUAAAAUAGUAACUACACUAAAAUUGCUAUUGUAUAAAAUCAAAAUUGCUACG
Teleopsis dalmanni is the source of this 536-nucleotide messenger RNA. RefSeq lists its product as uncharacterized. Bases 16 to 366 code for a protein of 116 amino acids. The transcript has 4 exons. Lineage: Eukaryota; Metazoa; Arthropoda; Insecta; Diptera; Diopsidae. The record is from RefSeq and is a predicted model, not a curated record.